AUGGUGUGUAAACUCGGAAUCAACGGCUUUGGCCGAAUCGGUCGUCUUGUCUGCCGCUCUGCUUUGGAGAGAAAAGAUGUGUCUAUCGUGGCUGUUAAUGAUCCCUUCAUGGACUUGUCCUACAUGGUGUAUCUGCUGAAGUACGACUCGGUCCAUGGCAAGUGUCCUCUGGAGGUGAGGGAAGAAGGGGGCCACUUGGUUGUAGGAUCACACAAGAUCCGCGUAUACCACGAGAAAGAUCCUGCUGCCAUAAAGUGGAGUGAAGCUGGGGCGGAUAUCAUAUGUGAAUCGACCGGCUGCUUCACCACUAAAGAAAAAGCUCUUGGCCAUAUACACGGGGGAGGAGCAAAGUAUGUAGUGAUAUCCGCUCCUCCCAAAGAUGACGUUCCCAUGUACGUGAUGGGAGUGAACCACACAAAGUUCAAUCCGGAGCACAAAGUGGUAUCCAAUGCGUCUUGCACCACUAACUGCCUAGCUCCCCUUGCGAAGAUCAUUCAUGAUAAAUUCGGAAUUGUCGAGGGGUUGAUGACCACCGUGCACUCCAUGACAGCCAACCAGCUCACUGUAGAUGGCCCUUCAAAAGGGGGCAAAGACUGGAGAGCAGGCAGAUGCGCCGGUUCAAACAUUAUUCCUGCUUCCACAGGAGCCGCAAAAGCAGUCGGAAAAGUCAUUCCUGAGCUACAAGGAAAGUUGACGGGCAUGGCAAUUCGUGUGCCCACUCCAGAUGUAUCUGUCGUGGAUCUAACAUGCAAACUGCACAAGGCCGCAAAGUACGAGGACAUUAUAGCUGCAAUCAAGCACGCCAGCGAGAAUGAAAUGAAAGGGAUUAUGGGGAUAACGGAGGAAGAAGUCGUCUCUGCGGACUUCAUUCACGAUUCGCGCUCCAGCAUCUUCGACGUCAAGGCGGGAAUUAUGCUAAAUGAAACUUUUGUGAAGCUAGUUUCCUGGUAUGACAACGAAUGGGGUUACUCGUGUAGGCUAGUCGAUCUCGCAGUUUACAUGGCAAGCAAGACGAAGUAA
Molecule: messenger RNA, 1020 nt
Organism: Cyclospora cayetanensis
Lineage: Eukaryota; Apicomplexa; Conoidasida; Eucoccidiorida; Eimeriidae
Product: glyceraldehyde-3-phosphate dehydrogenase
Exons: 2
Coding region: 1-1020 (339 amino acids)
Biological process (GO): glucose metabolic process
Molecular function (GO): oxidoreductase activity, acting on the aldehyde or oxo group of donors, NAD or NADP as acceptor; NADP binding; NAD binding
Source: RefSeq, a predicted model, not a curated record